AUGUUGUACCAGGACUGGAGCUUUUGCCAUAGACUCUUAAAUAAAGUUGACCUGCGAACCGUUGUCCAGCUGGACUCGGCACAGCACAGGGGUGUGGGUGGGUGUGGAUGCACGUCGCCUCAGUUGUCGACGGCGACUGUUGUUGGCCAGCGGGUUGGACUACUGGCGCCGGGUACUUUGGUGGGGCAAUGCUCUACUGCGGUGUGGACAUCGUCACAGGUUCAGCCUUCGCGGCAUUGUUGGCACUUGCCACACGAGUUCUUUGACGAGCAUUUCUUCCAGCUGGGCCCACUGCGCAAACAGUUGAAGCACAGAUUCUUGCUUCGGACCUUCUUUCUGCGCUGGGCCACCGUCAGGCCAGUUAGAUUGGCGCACCGGAAGAUAGCCGGAGAAAUGGGCGCCAAGAUGUCUCGCCGUAAGGGGCGGAAGGCCGCGGAAGAGGCCGUGCAGUUAGCCACUCCGGAGAUUCGAGUGGACGAAACGGACGUUGACCGGGUUGCGGGUGGCGGACGGGUUGACGGGGGAAUCGAUUCGGCGGGGGGCGCUUCGGAACCGGUUCCGCCGGUUUCGGUAACAAAAUUUAUUGAUUCUUGUUUUGAUCAUUCCGUUGAACCGGCGGAUCCGGUUCCGGAAGCCCCGGUGGUAAUUGAAAUUUUACUAAAUAACCCUUUGGAAAAUACUGCGGCGGUUCCGAUUCCGGAACCGUCCGUAGAUCAAAAUUCUUUGUUGACUGAUUUGUCUUUUUCAGGGGUAAGCCAGGGCCAAAUUGAUGAGGUUGUUCCGAUUCCGGAUCCGCCGGUUCCGGAAACAAAAUUUAUUGAUUCUUGUUUUGACCACUCCGUUGAACCGGCGGAUCCGGUUGCGGAAUCUCCGACGGUAAUUGAAAUUUCUAUAAAUAACGUUUCGGCUAAUGCUACGGUGGUUCCGAUUUCGGAACCCCCUGUAGAUCCAAAUUAUUCAAUGACGAACUUAUCUCUUUCAGGGGUAUGCCAGGGCAAAAUUGAUGAGAUUACCGCUGUUCCGAUACCGGAUCCACCGGUCACGGAGCAAAAUUCAAUUGACAAUCUUUUGGUUGAUUCCGAAAGACCGGUGGAUCUGGUUGAGGAAUCUCCGGUAAUCGAUUCAGUUGCAUUUUCGGAAUCUACUGCGGCGGUUUCCACUUUGAAACCGCGCGCAGAACGCUAUGUUCGCAAAAUUGAUUUGUCCAUUUCAGACUCUUCGGAGGGAGUUCCAGAAUCUAAAAAUUUAAAAACUUCGCUAAAUUCUAAAAAUCCGCUCGAUUUUCAGAUUUGGCCCAGGUUAAAGAGUUCACAGUGUUGGAAUCUUCAAUUCCGACCCUGUAUUUGGUUCCGUUAAAAGAUUGCCCGGAAAGGGUGCCGGAACUGCCUCCACAAAAUUCGAAAAAAUAUUUUUGGUGUUACACCUGUCAAAAUUCUCGUACUAAUUCUUUGCCCUGGUUGCUGCGAUUGCGGUAUUCUAAAUUCUCGAUGUGGUUGCGCCAUUUGUUUUGUGGUUCGAUGUUUUGCGCUGUUAUUGGUUUGGUUGUUUUUGUUUGAAUUGUUUAAUCUUUUUUUUCUCGUUUCAUGAGCUGUAUCUUGUUUAGAGCGUUUCUUAGUUACCGAUGAUGAGAUGAUUGGACUGGAGAUUUCAG
Messenger RNA from Culex quinquefasciatus (southern house mosquito), 1651 nucleotides. RefSeq lists its product as uncharacterized. The record is from RefSeq and is a predicted model, not a curated record. The transcript has 2 exons. Lineage: Eukaryota; Metazoa; Arthropoda; Insecta; Diptera; Culicidae. The coding region runs from base 1 to 1356 and encodes 451 amino acids.